Gopherus evgoodei (Goodes thornscrub tortoise) is the source of this 3437-nucleotide messenger RNA. RefSeq lists its product as uncharacterized. NCBI's taxonomy places the organism in Eukaryota, Metazoa, Chordata, Testudines, Testudinidae. Gene Ontology annotation, biological process: innate immune response; regulation of apoptotic process; inflammatory response. Gene Ontology annotation, cellular component: canonical inflammasome complex. The transcript is spliced from 21 exons. The record is from RefSeq and is a predicted model, not a curated record. Bases 319 to 3267 code for a protein of 982 amino acids.
GCAGCUCAGUUGGGAGGGAGCAACCGGAUGAGACAGACAUUUCUUCCCUGCUGCUGGACUGGAGCACCAAGGAGAAUCACUGUUGCCCCAAGGACGAAGGUAACUGAGAAAUACAUUGCUACAGCGCCUACAUAUGUAGGCAAAGGAGAUUUUUCUUGGAAAUGUGAAGAAAACUGUGAUCCUAAUCCUGGUCCCAGAGAAAGAGAAAAAGAACCUUCCAAAGAAAAGUUUGCAGCAAAUCGACAUAGAUGCAACAGCCGUUCUCUGUCUCUGCAGUUCCUGUCUCUUUGAAGAACCAUCGCAAGUGGCACUGGCAGCAUGGAGCGGGCCGAGAGAGAACUGCUGGCGACCCUGGAAAAGCUGGGAGAAAGGGAGCUGCAGAGAUUCAAGGACAAAUUGAGUGAAAUCCAGCCAAAGAAGGGAUACCAACUUCUCCCCUCUGGGAGCCUAAAAGAUGCCGAUCCCCCAGCCCUCACGGACCUCCUCCUCCUCUUCUAUGGGACGGACUAUGGGGCGAAGGUGGCUGCAGAGGUGCUGAGAGCCAUCGACCAGAGAGUCCUAGCAAAGAGAAUUGAGAAACUCAUUAAUGCACUGAGACAUGAGAAAUUCAUUUUCAAGCGGCAGCUGCUGCAGCAUGGCUACGCGAGAGGAGGUUUCAUGUAUGCGAAAUACACACUGAACAAUGAGCAGUACCAGACAAUCAGAGCUGAGAAAACCAGCCAGGAGAAGAUGCGAAAGCUGUAUGAGCUGAUGCCAAGCUGGGGCGAACUGCAGAAAGACCGGCUCUACGAGGCACUGAAGAAAACAAACAGAGACCUGGUUGAAGAACUGGAGGAGGAACACUUUGUUGACCGGCACCGAGAGAAGCUGAUCCAGCAAGUCUCAGAAGUGGACAGAGUCCUGAAGCUACUUCGGGGGCACACACUAACCCCUGAGCAAUACCAGAGCAUCAGCACUGGGAGAUCCAAUGUGGAGAAAAUGCAGAAGCUGUAUGAGCUGGUGCCGAGCUGGCCGAGGAAGCGAAAGGACCGGCUCUACCGGGUACUGUGGAUAACAAACAGCGCCCUUGUUGAUGAGUGUGCAGAGGAACAUUUUGUGGAGCAGCAUCGGGAGCAGCUGAUUCAACGCGUCUCUUCAGUUGACGCAGCCCUGGAUGUGCUGAAGCGGGGCUAUAACACAUCGUUCGAGGAGCAGCCAUACUCGCUGGUGCACUCACCAUAUGAAAGCCCCAUUGAAGAGGUAGAAGAGCAACAUUUUCUCAAACGGUUUCGAGAACCAUCAAAGUCAUCUACUGGCGGACUCCUCCAGAAUUGGGCAUACAUACUGAACGAUGAACAGUACCAGACAAUCAGAGCUGAGAAAACCAGCCAGGAGAAGAUGCGGAAGCUGUAUGAGCUGGUGCCAAGGUGGAACGAAUGGCAGAAGGACUGGCUCUACCACGCACUGCAGAGAACAAACAGAGACCUGGUUGAAGAGCUGGAGGAGGAACACUUUGUUGACCGGCACCGAGAGAAGCUGAUCCAGCGAGUCUCAGAAGUGGACAGAGUCCUGAAGCUACUUCAGUGGCACACGCUAACCCCUGAGCAAUACCAGAGCAUCAGCACCGGGAGAUCCAAUGUGGAGAAAAUGCAGAAGCUGUACGAGCUGGUGCCAAGCUGGCGGAGGAAGCAAAAGGACCGGCUCCACCGGGUACUGUGGAUAACAAACAGCGCCCUUGUUCAUGAGUGUGCAGCCUCAGGGGAACAUUUUGUGGAGCGGCAUCAGGAGCAGCUGAUUCAACGCGUCUCUUCAGUUGACGCAACCCUGGAUGUGCUGAAGCAGGGCCAUGACCCGUGGUUUGAGGAGCAGCCAUACUCAGCGGUGCACUCACCAUAUGAAAUCCCCACUGAAGAGCUAGAAGAUCACAUGGAAGUUUCUCAUGAUCAAAUUUCCACUGAAGAACUGACAUCAGCAUCAGGAUUCACCAGUGAAGAGACUAAGUCCGACUCUAGUUCUGCUGCAGGGACAAAGGGGGCAGGAGGGAUCAUCUGCCAACAGACCCUCCUAACCUCCACUGGCUCUGUGGCAGUAGCUGCAGGUGAGAUCAGCCGGAGUCAGAGUCCCACUGCCUGCCUCAGGGGACAGCACAAAUGUAACUGGUGUGCCAGAGAGGAGGAUCUUCCAGAAGAAAUAAAACCAGAGAUUAUUCAGGAUUUAGAUGCGAACCAGGAAACGUACAGGGUUCAUUUCUCUAGGGCAGGCUGGUUCUGUUGCCCUGAAACUGAACUGGAGUUUGAGGUGAGGGCACCAGUGACCAUACAAUAUGGCUACGGCUCCUGGAGGCAGCAUCUGACUGAAUCACAGGCAGAGCAGUGGAUGGUGGCUGGCCCUUUGUUUGACAUCAGAGCGGAACAGAAGGAGGCUGUGGCAGCCGUUCACCUCCCGCACUUCCUGUGUCUCAGAGAUGCUGACAAUUCCCGGAUGCAGAUUGCCCAUUUCAUCGAUGAGGAGAUGACCCUGGAGAACCCAACAUGGGUGAGGUCAUUCCACGCCGUGCUGGAGAACCCCAGCUUCUCUCUGAUUGGAGCAUUUUGGAGGAGGGUGAAUUCUGAUCAGCAAACUCAGCUCCAUUCCAUUGUACUGCUCUACCAGGCACAAAGGAGAGUUAAUCUAACCCUCCACCUCUACCUGAUACCCGAUGAUGGUUCACGGGUCAAGGCAGUGAAGGACUAUGAAAAGGAGUGCCAGUCAUGGUUUGUGUCUAAGUCUCAUUUCACUGCUAAACCCUUGUGCUUUGGCUCGUUCUACAUUGUGUCCAGUCCAUCGGAGAUAACAGUAACACCCAAGGAACUGCCAUUUUUGGAUAAACCUGCAGAAGCUUUACAACCAUUCACAGAGGUCCACACCAUAGAUGUGAAGAAGGAGCUGGAGCUCAGCCUGGUGGAAAAAACGGAUGGGACGCCAAUCUGGGAGGCUGUUAUCAGACCAGAGGACCUGGCACCUUCUGUUUCAUCCAUUAAGAUGCAAAUAGAUACACAUUUUGUUGACCAACACCGAGAACAGCUGAUUAAGCGGGUGACUGCAGUGGACAGCAUCCUGGAUUCACUGCAUGACGUCGUUCUGGAUACUGAACAAUACCAGAGUAUCAGAGCUGAGAGAACCAACCCAGACAAGAUGCGGAAGCUGUACGAGCUGGUCCCGAGCUGGAAUUCAGGCUGCAAAGAAAAGCUCUACCAGGCGCUGAAGGACAAACACAGAUACCUGGUUGAACAGCUUGAGGAGAAAUAGAUGGAGGCAGCUCUCCCCCUUCUCAAAGAUUGUUUGUUUGCAUUGGGAGGGAUUACUCCAAAGGUUUUUGGCGUGAAUCACGUAACUCACAAUAUGCAAACCGCCAGGGCCGGUGCAAGGAUAUUUUGUGCCCUAGGCGAAACUUCCAUCUUGCGCUCCCCCUCCCCCAA